GAGAAGCACAAGUGUUUAUUUACAUUUAUAUAAAUCACAAGCAAUUAAUCUACAAACUUUUAUUCUCCCUUUUAAAAUCGAUGUGUCACAAAAUAAUUAUAUUUUUACAUUCAUAGACAUUAUAGUCAUAGACAUGUGUAUAUAUAUGUAGAAAUAUAUUUAAUGCAUUAUAUAUUUAAAUACAAAUAAAUAUCUAAUCAUGUUUGGGAAAGAGGCCUUCCAACUUAUUACAGAACUUGAUUUGUCUGAUGAUAUAAAACCCUUCAAUGAAUCUGUGGUCAGACAAGUAUUGGAAGAAAUGCAUUAUCUUUAUGAAGCAAAUUUACUUGAUAGUAAUGCUAUCAAAAAUGAUGGCAAUACAGCGUUACUUCCGUCCGUACAAUUUCGACAUGUAGCUUUAACUAGAAACAAAAGAUGUAUCUUAGCAUACUUGUAUAAUAGAAUGAGAAGAUUGCGUCAAAUGCGUUGGGAAUUAGGUAGCAUCUUACCACCAGAAAUCAAUUCUAAUUUACUUAAUGCAGAAAUUCAAUGGUUCCAUUCAUAUAAUAAAUCUUUAGCUACAUAUAUGAGAUCUAUAGGAGAUAGUUGUGGACUUAAUUUGACAGUAAAUAUGUUACCACCUAAAUCUCUUUAUAUCGAAGUUAAGUGUUUGACAGAUUUUGGCAAGCUAGAGAUUGAAAAUGGACAAGUAGUGACUCUCAAGAAAAACACAUAUCAUUUAUUACCUAGGGUAAUCUGCGAGCCUCUUAUCAGACAGGGUAUACUAGAACAUCUCGCAUGAUGCGUUUGUUGUUUGAUAUUACAAAAAAGAAAAAAAAAAAUGAAGAUUUUGGAAUUCAAAUCAUAUUAUUUUUAUACCAUACAUGCUUUACAAUAAAAAAAUUAAUUUAUGUUUAAAGAACAUUUCUAACAGAUCUUUCAAAGAAAUAAAAUGUUAGACAAAAAUCUAUCACGUGAACAUUUCUUAACUAUAUGCUUAUGUUGGAUUUUCCAAGAGAAAGUGGAUUAAAAUAGGGAUACUUUUAGAAAACA
Molecule: messenger RNA, 1032 nt
Organism: Vespa velutina
Lineage: Eukaryota; Metazoa; Arthropoda; Insecta; Hymenoptera; Vespidae
Product: DNA replication complex GINS protein PSF1-like
Exons: 4
Coding region: 200-781 (193 amino acids)
Biological process (GO): DNA strand elongation involved in mitotic DNA replication; DNA replication
Cellular component (GO): GINS complex
Source: RefSeq, a predicted model, not a curated record